Messenger RNA from Babesia microti strain RI, 624 nucleotides. Its product is annotated as BMN2 family. Bases 1 to 624 code for a protein of 207 amino acids. NCBI's taxonomy places the organism in Eukaryota, Apicomplexa, Aconoidasida, Piroplasmida, Babesiidae. The record is from RefSeq and is a predicted model, not a curated record. The transcript has a single exon.
AUGUCAUUGGAUAAUAUUAAAAGUAGUGAAGCUGGUGGUUCUGGCACUGGAUCUAGUGUAACUACUCCAAGUGUUAAAUCUAGGGGAUCUAGUAGUUCUACUGGAUCUAGUGUAUCUACUCCAACUAUUGAACCUAGUAAUACCAUUGAAAUAACUAUAUCGGAUAGUACAAUUGAUGCUACUAAAGAUGCUAGUGAAUUUUCUAAUGGUAAAUAUAAAUACAGCAUAACUGAUACAAAUCAACAAAAAGAAUUAUUAGAUCCAAAAACAAUUAAUCAACUUAAAUUUGAUGACAAAGAACUUAAAUUUAGUAAUGAAGCUAAACUUCCAAAAAGUGAUGGAGGUACUAAUGAUGGUGUUAAGGAUAUAACAAUAUAUACCUGCAGUGAUUCUCAUAAAAAACCAAUAUUAAUACAAUUUUCUGCUACUAUAGGAAAAUCAACCCGCUAUUAUUUCUACAAAUUGAAGGAUAAUAAUGAAUGGAAAAAUGAAAAAUUAGAAUGUACCAGUAUUAGUCAUCAAGUUGACGAUAAUCGUAUUGAAUAUUAUGAAACCUUUUGUGAUGGUGCCUUUCCCCCUUAUAAUACAGAAUAUGGUAAACAAAAAUGUAGUGAGCAAAAAUGA